Molecule: messenger RNA, 252 nt
Organism: Linnemannia hyalina
Lineage: Eukaryota; Fungi; Mortierellomycota; Mortierellomycetes; Mortierellales; Mortierellaceae
Source: the annotation of a GenBank genome assembly
AUGUCGGAGACGAUUACGGGAGCUUUGAACGAUGCUUCGUUGGUGUUUUAUCGGGUCAACGAGCAUAUCCAUAAGAAAGUGCCAGUUCUUGUUCAAGAGAAGAAAGCACUGAUGAGUAUCAAGAAGGAUGUGGAGACAGCGAACCAGGAUAUGGAGGAUGCAAGGCAGACCAUUUCGAGUAUGCAGCGUAUCACUGAGUUCAGCACCAUUGAGGCAUUGGUUCAGAGGAGUCUUGCAGCUGUUCAGAAGUGA